This is a messenger RNA of Morchella importuna, 2142 nucleotides long. RefSeq lists its product as uncharacterized. The record is from RefSeq and is a predicted model, not a curated record. The transcript has 4 exons. Gene Ontology annotation, molecular function: histone binding; DNA binding. Bases 1 to 2142 code for a protein of 713 amino acids. Gene Ontology annotation, biological process: positive regulation of DNA-templated transcription. Gene Ontology annotation, cellular component: SWI/SNF complex. NCBI's taxonomy places the organism in Eukaryota, Fungi, Ascomycota, Pezizomycetes, Pezizales, Morchellaceae.
AUGGAUGCCGAUACGCUGGACUUUGGAGAUUCCCCAUUAUCAGGUCUGACCCCAGGCAACGGUAUGGACGAUGAUGAAGAUACGCACACCCAGAACGGAAACAACACUGCCGCCCCGUCCGAGAGCGCCGGAGCCGGAGGAGCUGGCGGGGCUGACGCCAGCAAGGGCUCGCCAACUGACACCGCCGCGCCCGAGGAAGAAGACUCCGUGAUGCAAGGAACUGACGAGGGCAGCGCUGACUCCAAGAAGAACGGCGACUCGCCUGCAAAGAACGGCGGGGAGGGCGAGGGGGCUGCGGGUGAAGGGUCUUCGGCCGCUGCUAACGCGCCGGCUUCGCCUGCGUCGGAGAAAAAAAAGUUGGAGGAUGCGGCGAAGGGGUAUUUGGUUGAGCAGACGCAUAUGGUCGUGGUGCCGUCAUACUCAAAGUGGUUUGAUAUUAACAAUAUCAAAGAUAUCGAGCAGAGGGCGUUGCCCGAGUUCUUUAAUAACCGUAACAGGAGCAAGACAUCGCUCGUGUAUAAGGAUUAUCGCGACUUUAUGAUUAAUACUUACCGCUUGAACCCGUCUGAAUAUCUCACAGUCACGGCGUGUCGCAGGAACUUGGCAGGUGAUGUCUGCUCGAUCAUGCGCGUCCAUGCAUUCUUGGAGCAGUGGGGACUCAUCAACUACCAGAUUGACCCUGAAACAAGACCAUCAAACAUUGGUCCCCCAUUUACUGGUCACUUCAGGAUAACUGCGGAUACCCCACGUGGUCUGCAGCCCUUCCAGCCCGCCCCUGGCGCUAUCACUACGCCCGGAAAGCCGCACCCGACAACCGAGCGCGCCUCCAGCGCUGGCCCCUCUAAGGCUGAGCUUAACCUGGAGAUCCGCAAAAACGUCUAUGAUGCCUCCGGAAACCGUGUGGGUGGUACUCAGGCCAAUGGCACCUCCGGUGACUCUGAGGACGAGUCCGGAAAGAAGCUGUACAACUGCUACUCCUGCGGUGUUGACUGCACCCGCGUGCGCUAUCAUUCUGCCCGCAGCGCGCGAUCUCAGAAGCAGAUUGAGCUCUGCCCCAACUGCUUCCUUGAGGGUCGCUUCCCCGCUACUAGCAGCAACACGGACUUCGUCCGCAUGGAGGAUCCUUCUCACUCUACUACUGAGAAGGACGCGCCAUGGACUGACCAAGAGACCCUCCUGCUGCUCGAGGGAUUGGAGCUCUACAAUGAGGACUGGAAUCAAAUUGCAGACCAUGUCGGAACUAGGACUAGGGAGCAGUGUGUAGUCCGCUUCCUCCAGCUUCCCAUUGAGGAUAACUACCUCGAGGAGAAGCCGGAGCAGCUUGGACCCCUGCAGUACAACCGCACCCCGUUCUCUCAGGCCGACAACCCAGUCAUGAGCGUCGUCGCCUUCCUGGCCAGUAUCGUCGACCCCAAGGUCGCCGCCGCUGCCGCAAAGUCGUCGAUUAGGGAAAUGACCAAAUCCCUGAACGACCAGAUCCAAGGCAACAAGGCCGCUCUCGCCAAAGAGGACUCCAAGCAAGCCGCGUCCGAGACUGCCGGCGAGAAGGAAACCUCCGCUACCAAUUCCCCCAAGGCGGUGGCCGAAUCCUCGGCGGCGGGGGCCUCAAAAUCCACCGACGUCAAGUCCGAAGGCACCGCAGUUGACGAGACCAUGGACCAACCCCGAGAUCGACCCCACCGACACCCCGAGAACAUCGUCACCAAGGUGGCCUCGAUCGCACUGGGCACCUCCGCCGCGCGCGCGCACGCCCUCGCGUCGAACGAGGAGCGCGAGAUGACGCGCCUCGUCAACGCAGUCGUCAACUGCUCGCUCCGCAAGCUCGAGCUCAAGCUCACACAGUUCAACGAGCUGGAGCAGGUGCUCCAGGCCGAGCGCCGCGAGAUUGAGAAGGGCCGCCAGCAGCUGUUCCUCGACCGCCUCGCGAUGAAGAAGCAGUGCGUCGUCGUGCAGGACACGCUCAAGAGAGCGCUUGCCGUCGGUGGUGCGGAGGGGUACCAGUUGGCCGGGCAGGCGGCGCAGAUGGGCGGGCAGGGGCCGAAGUUGGCGUUUGAGGGGCAGCAGCAGGGCGCUAUCCCUAAUGCUGGGAUGAGGCCUGUCAGUUUAGAGAAUCCGGGUGGCUAUGUUGGGUAUGAGGCAUAG